GGCUCUUUGUUUAUCAAAACUUAUCGCGUGCGUAUGAUCUUUAGAUCGUCUGUGAAGAAACUCUACAGCGGUAUCAAGUGCAGCAACAAAGAGCUCCUGACCAAGCUCAGCAUCUUGUUGGUGAUCAACGGUCUAGCCCAACUGGCUAUCGGUUUCACCGAUCAAUUCGUCAAGACCUCUUAUGUGGUUGAGGACACUGUUUGGCUUGCAUGUAAGCAGACAUGGGGUCUGUUGUCGGUGACGCUGUCGCAGGCCUGUUUGAUGAUGGU
This is a messenger RNA of Sphaeroforma arctica JP610, 269 nucleotides long. RefSeq lists its product as hypothetical. The record is from RefSeq and is a predicted model, not a curated record. The annotation marks the transcript as partial. Lineage: Eukaryota; Ichthyosporea; Ichthyophonida. The transcript has 2 exons.